UCAUCAGAAAGAAAAAAGUCAUAUAGGCUACCUACACCUAGGAUGGUUUGAGGACAGCAGACGCAGAGUCCGCUGCAGCUCAAACACUAUAGGAGAACCUUCUGUCAGUCAGCAGAACAUAGUUUGAGCUUUUUCAAGAGUUCAAGAGUUUUUUGGAUUGAGUUUUACAGUCCAAACAAAGGCUAAAGAUGAACAAUAAGGAUACGAUCUACGACAACGUUUCUCACGUGAACCGUGGUUUCCAACAUGAGGAGCAGCGGCCUCCUCCAUAUGCACCUUCUGGAAUAUACCCUGCUUUACCUCAGUACCCUGUUCCCCAAAACCCGCAGUUUCUAGACCCGGAUCCCUCUCCACCAUACCCUUCAGAGAGAUACUCACCUGCUCAGAGCCUCCAUCGGUAUGCUCCUCAAACAGCACCUGUUAAUACCUUCAACACGACCACACCUGGACUCCAACGUGACACUAGACUAGUUCGCAAAGCUUCCAGAAGAAAAAAAUGGCAAUGGAUCAUUGGCACAGUCACCAUGCUGCUGGUCAUUGCUGGGAUCAUACUUGCGGUGCUUUGGUUUUAUGGUGUGUUUGAUUGUUUGCAAGGGCGGCUCUGUAAAGCAGAUAACAAAUGCAUCAGCUAUUCACGGUGGUGUGACGGUGUGGUGGACUGUCAGUCGGGAGAAGAUGAAGCUUAUUGCUUUCGUCUGUAUGGAUCUAAUUCCCUUCUUCAGAUGUACUCAAAUGUGAGACAAAAAUGGGAGUAUGUGUGUUCAGAUAGAUGGAACGACAACCUCGGAAAGCAGGCAUGUGAGGAGAUCGGAUAUGAGAGGAAAACGUAUGCGGGUUAUGUGGAAAUUGACCCUAGAGCAUCACUGGACUAUGUGGUGAUGAAGACAGAUUCUCUCAGCACUUCUAAUCUGAAUGUGUCCAGUAGUUUUCUCAGUAAAAGUUCAGAUUGUCCAUCUAACAAAGCAGUGGCACUCGAAUGUAUUGAAUGUGGACAGAGCAGUGGGAGCCGAAUCGUGGGUGGAAGCACGGUGAAUUCGAAGGGGGUGUGGCCAUGGCAGGUCAGCCUGCAAGUUUCUGGAAGGCAUUUGUGUGGCGGGUCCAUCAUUACCCCGUACUGGAUCGUCACUGCAGCUCACUGUGUUCAUCAGAUUUCAAAUGCAAGGGACUGGACUGUGUAUGCUGGAUAUCUGACUCGUAGCGAGAUGCGGUCCACCACCGGCAAUUCUGUAAGCCAAAUUGUCAUGCACAACUUUGACCCGAGAACCAACGAAAAUGACAUUGCACUGAUGAAGCUUAACCAUCCACUCAUGAUUACAUUGAACGUCAGGCCAGUGUGUUUGCCCAAUAAAGGCAUGUACUUCUCUGCUCCGCGGGAAUGUUACGUCACCGGAUGGGGUGCACUGUAUAGUGGAGGAUCUUCCUCAGAAACCCUACAAGAAGCCAAAAUUCAGCUAAUCGACAGAACAACCUGUAACAGUCGACCUGUGUAUGACGGACAAAUAACAGACACCAUGAUCUGUGCUGGCAAGCUGCAGGGUGGCGUGGACUCCUGUCAGGGGGACAGUGGGGGUCCUCUGGUCACAAAGGAGAAUUCUCUAUGGUGGCUGGUUGGGGACACUAGCUGGGGUGAUGGAUGUGCUUUCAGGAACAAGCCCGGAGUCUACGGGAAUGUGACCUACUUCCUUGACUGGAUAUAUGUACAAAUGCGGAAAUAUUAGCUUUUUUAUAUACAAAGAAGUUUUGAGAAGAGCAACUGAUCCAAACCAAUGAAACCGUGACUGUGUCCAGGAGACUUUUUUUGUAUUUGUGUUUUUGCUUAUUUUACUUUUUGUUAAUAAUGUUUUCACAUAAAUCCAUUUAUUUAUUUUCACUAGUGCCAAUGAAGUGAAUGUUACAAUAUGCACUCUUCUAAUUUUUUAUGUAUGUUUUAUAUAAAGAACACAAUUGUACAAAUGACUUCAUAAAAAUCCGUACCUGAUGAUGCUGUCCUACGUCACUGGAAAAAUUUCUGUCAUCUGGGUUUCUUUGCUAUUGCAACAAUUCAUAUUUACAUUCUUACUGUAUUUGACAAUAAAACAGGGUGUGAUAGGGCAAUACAACCACUCCCAUCAGCACUGUGGACCGACAGACUGUAUUGCAAAUGAGUUAUUUUAAUAUAGAGCAUUAUAGAUAGUUGCAAUUGUUUUUUGCAAAAAAAAUUAUAUAAAUGUAUUAGGGAAAGUAUAUAUCCUAGGUCCUUUUUUCACCAUUUUUAAUCACUGUUUUUGCCUUCACAUUAAAUUAUUUUCUAUAAAUAAACAUUUUUAACUUG
This is a messenger RNA of Megalobrama amblycephala (Wuchang bream), 2311 nucleotides long. RefSeq names its product transmembrane serine protease 2 (gene tmprss2). The record is from RefSeq and is a predicted model, not a curated record. The coding region runs from base 189 to 1718 and encodes 509 amino acids. Gene Ontology annotation, cellular component: membrane. Gene Ontology annotation, biological process: proteolysis. The transcript has 15 exons. Gene Ontology annotation, molecular function: protein binding; serine-type endopeptidase activity. NCBI's taxonomy places the organism in Eukaryota, Metazoa, Chordata, Actinopteri, Cypriniformes, Xenocyprididae.